This is a messenger RNA of Aspergillus glaucus CBS 516.65, 1555 nucleotides long. RefSeq names its product RPC34 RNA polymerase subunit family protein. The transcript is spliced from 2 exons. Bases 166 to 1215 code for a protein of 349 amino acids. Gene Ontology annotation, cellular component: RNA polymerase III complex. The record is from RefSeq and is a predicted model, not a curated record. Gene Ontology annotation, biological process: transcription by RNA polymerase III. Lineage: Eukaryota; Fungi; Ascomycota; Eurotiomycetes; Eurotiales; Aspergillaceae.
CGCUGUGUCAUUUUUCAUUCAUUAUUCUUUUUCGGGUAUAUUAAGCAGUCGCAACUAGUCGCAAGUGAUGGAUUACUGAAUAUGCUAUUCCAUAAGCCUUUCCGGUGAUAUUACGCAGCUCUCUCCUCCUUUGUCCUCUCGCCGGCGACCUCAUCGACCUUCAAAAUGGCCGCCUCCGUGACGGAGCUCGCCUCCAAGCUCUACGAUGCCUGCCAGGCCAAUUUCGCGUCCGACCAUCUCUUCUAUCAGCAAGAUCUGUUAGGUCUGGGCGUUGUUCCGAAAAAUGACCUUCCGCUUAUGUUACAAUGCACCCAGACGCUGGUAGACCAGAAAUUGUUCCGUCUGCUCGCUGGUAAAAAUGAUCGGCUGGCAUGGAAGAUUAUCUCUCGCGAAGAUGCGGAUAAACUGCAGAAUCUGAGCCCCGACGAAAGUUUGGUGUAUAAUGUGAUUCAUUCGACUGGCCGCUCAGGAAUCUGGGUCCGCGCUAUCCAGACCCGCACCAACCUACACAAGUCCAUUCUCGACCGUUGCCUCAAGUCGCUCGAAGGCAAGAACUACAUCAAAAGCGUCCACAAUGUCAAAUUCCCCAGUCGCAAGAUGUACAUGCUCGCGGGCCUGGCCCCGAGCGAGGAUGUCACCGGAGGCGCCUGGUUCACGGACGGAGUGCUGGACGCGAACUUCAUCAACAGCGUCGCGGGCUACAUCGAGUACACCGUGAGUCGCAAGAGCUGGUACGAGGUGCCCAGCGCCGAUGGGCCGGGGAAGAAGCGCCUUAAGACCGGGGCCGGCAGCGUGGCUGUGAAGCCAGAAUCGGGUGAAAAGCAAUAUCUUCCGUUUCCCGCUGGGUAUCAAGGGUAUCCGACUGCCAGUAUGAUCACGGCCGCCGUGAACGAGAGUGGUAUCACGCCCGUGCGACUGGGCGAGGAGAGUAUUGUACAACUCCUCGAAAUGCUGUGCUUCGACAACAAGUUGAUCGCGCUGAAAAACGGCGAGGUCUACAAGUCCGUCAAGCACCCCGAAGCAGUGAAAUCCGCGCAAGCACGGAAACCCGGGGGCGAAGACGCGGACGAGAUAGACUACCUAGUCAGAAAUGGCAUGACAGAAGCGCCGUGCGGCCAGUGCCCCGUGUUCAAACUAUGCGCUCCUGGCGGAGCGGUCAGUCCAGAGACAUGCGACUACUUCGACCCGUGGUUAGAAAAGGCGCUUGGGUUCUGAUCGUCGGUCACAUAUCGAUCGGCCUGUCACUCUUUUCUAUAACCCGGUGGUUCUCCGGGCUUUCUUCUUUCUAUGCCUUACUUAUAAUCAGGUGGCUGGGAAGAUCAUACCUCUUUGCAUAGCGUUGGCGUUUUAUUUAAAAAGUUCUAUUUGGCAUUGGCAAGGUUGAGAUCUCAUGUGAUGAGAUUGUAUCUAUAGCUAUAUCUAACGAAAUUUAGAGAAGGAUAAUUGAUCCUGAUUUAUACAGAGUACAUCAUGGAAGAAUGAGGUCGUAGCCGAGUGGCCAUGGUCAAUGAAUUCAAAACGCAAUGGGUAUAAUGUACAGUAAAGCAGUGCGCGC